Cyphellophora attinorum is the source of this 4002-nucleotide messenger RNA. Its product is annotated as Phosphoribosylformylglycinamidine synthase. The record is from RefSeq and is a predicted model, not a curated record. Gene Ontology annotation, molecular function: phosphoribosylformylglycinamidine synthase activity. NCBI's taxonomy places the organism in Eukaryota, Fungi, Ascomycota, Eurotiomycetes, Chaetothyriales, Cyphellophoraceae. The transcript has a single exon. Bases 1 to 4002 code for a protein of 1333 amino acids. Gene Ontology annotation, biological process: 'de novo' IMP biosynthetic process.
AUGGCGGCCAUUGUUGAAAUAAUAUCUGGCGCUGCAGCUUUCUCGGAAUUCCGGAGCAAAGGUCUUGCUAGUCAAAUAGGAGCCAAGGACGUUCAGGGCCAGUUCUUGCACUAUGUCGACUUAUUUAAACCGCUGCAACCGGACGACAAGGCUUUACUCGAGCGACUGCUGACUGAUGGGGUGAAAGAGCAACCGCAGGAGGAUAACACGGACAACAUCCAGACGUUCUUUGUCAUACCAAGACCGGGCACAAUAUCGCCAUGGAGUUCCAAAGCCACCAACAUAACUCAUGUCUGUGGGCUGAAGUCAGCUGUAAGACGAAUCGAGCGAGGCAUACGCGUUACCGUUACCUUGAAAGACGGAGAAAGCGUUGACAAGUCCAAGCUGGAUUUCCUCCACGAUCGCAUGACGGAAACAAUAUCCGAGACUGAGCCCAACCUCGAGCUGACCUUCGCUCAACAAGCUCCGGGAAAGCUCGGAGUAUAUGAUCUCGAUGGGAAUGACCGGACACCCGUCGAUAUACUGAAGGAGCUCAACGUCAAGCUUGGCCUCGCGUUGGACGCAUCAGAGAUCCAGUACCUUGUGGAGGCCUAUGCAAAGAACGGUCCCGUGGGAAGACCACCUACGGAUGUCGAACUCUUCAUGUUUGCUCAGGUCAAUUCAGAACAUUGCCGACAUAAGAUCUUCAACGCCAGCUGGACUAUUGACGGCGAGUAUAAGCCCAACACCCUAUUUGGCAUGAUCCGCAACACACAUCGAAAGCAUCCCGAGUCAACUGUCAGCGCCUACAGCGACAAUGCCGCAGUGUUAGAGGGCUUCCAGGGCAGUCAGUGGACACCAGACGAAUACUCGUUGCAAUGGAAGCCCACAAAGGAAAUGGUGCACUACCUCGCCAAGGUCGAGACACACAACCAUCCAACAGCUGUAUCGCCAUUUCCGGGUGCCGCCACUGGUUCAGGAGGCGAAAUUCGCGAUGAAGGUGCAGUAGGUCGUGGUUCGAAGCCUAAAGCUGGGCUUUGUGGCUUCACUGUCUCAGAUCUCCUGAUACCAGAUCACAAACAAGCGUGGGAGCUCGACUACGGGAAGCCAAACCAUAUUGCGAGCAGUCUAGACAUCAUGAUAGAAGCACCCAUCGGCAGUGCAGCAUUCAACAAUGAGUUUGGCCGACCCUGUACUACUGGUUACUUCCGAACACUACUCACAGAGGUUGACAAUGAGGUCCGAGGCUACCACAAGCCAAUCAUGAUUGCAGGUGGAGUUGGCACGGUGCGGCCACAGCUUGCUUUGAAGGACCCAACUAUUGUCAAACCCGGCUCACAUCUGAUCGUUAUGGGCGGCCCAGCAAUGUUGAUUGGCCUUGGCGGAGGUGCAGCUUCCAGUAUCGCUUCGGGCGAAGGUUCGGCAGAGUUGGACUUUGCAAGCGUUCAACGCGGCAACCCCGAGAUGCAGAGGCGGGCUCAAGAAGUGAUCAAUGCGUGUGCAGCGCUCGGUACACAUAAUCCGAUACUGUUCAUUCACGACGUGGGAGCUGGAGGCCUGUCAAACGCUUUGCCGGAACUGGUCCACGACUCUGGUCUUGGUGCAACAUUUGAACUACGCGACGUCGAUAAUGCCGACGGCUCGAUGAGCCCGCUCCAGAUAUGGUGCUGCGAAGCUCAGGAAAGAUACGUCCUCGCUGUUGCGGACGAAGGCCUGAACAAAUUUCGUGCCAUUGCAGACCGCGAAAGGUGCCGCUACUCCGUUGUCGGACAGGCAAAGGGCGUCCAAAACUCGGAUACUAAUCGUCUAGUCCUUCGUGAUCGGGAUAAUGAGCGUAACGAUGCUCAGCCGCCAAUAGAUCUGCCCAUGUCAGUGCUGUUCGGAAAGCCACCCAAGAUGAGCCGCACGGACACCAGUGUGCAGAAGCGUCUACCAGUAUUGGACAAUACGCUCAAGCUGUACCUACCCGGCCUGGAUGAGAAAGCAAUCCUGCACGAGGCAGUGAGUCGUGUGCUCCAAGUCCCGGCUGUGGGCAGCAAAUCGUUUCUCAUCACCAUCGGUGACCGGACUGUUGGUGGCUUGACUGCGAGAGACCAGAUGGUUGGUCCUUGGCAGACCCCUGUUGCAGACGUGUCGGUGACAGCGACGUCACUGACAUCCGGCAUUAAGACUGGCGAAGCAAUGGCUAUGGGCGAGAAACCGACUCUCGCUCUGAUAUCUGCUGGCGCUUCCGCUCGAAUGGCCGUGGCAGAGUCGCUGAUGAAUUUGACGGCUGCGGAUCUGCCAGAUCGACUUCGCCAAGUCAAGCUCUCCGCAAACUGGAUGUCAGCAUCUAGUACUCCCGGUGAAGGAGCCGCCAUAUACGAGGCGGUAGAAGCUAUUGGCAUGGAACUAUGUCCUGAGCUUGGAAUCGCCAUACCUGUCGGGAAAGAUUCCAUGUCGAUGAAGAUGAGAUGGAAAGACCAGCAAACCCAAGAGGCUAGAGAAGUGACUGCUCCACUGUCCGUCAUCAUCUCGGCUUUCGCUCCUGUGCUUGACGUGCGAAAGACUUGGACUCCACAGCUUCGCAGGUACUCAGAAGUGGGUGAGACCACGUUGUUCUUCGUUGAUCUAGGCCUCGGACAUCGUGCGAUGGGUGGCUCGAUACUGGCCCAAGCAUUCAAGCAGAUUGGAGAUGAAGCACCCGACAUUCGCUCGGUUGACCUUUUCAAGGACUUUUUUGAUGCGACACAGAAGAUGCACGAGCAAGAUCUCGUUCUUGCGUAUCAUGAUCGUUCAGACGGAGGGCUCUUCACUACGCUAGCAGAGAUGGCGUUUGCCGGUCGGUGCGGAUUGGAACUCAUGAUCAACGAAAUCUGUCCUUCACCGAAUCUGGAGGACGUCAUCCCAACGCUGUUCAACGAAGAGCUCGGAGCUGUCUUCCAAGUCCGCAAAGCUGAUGAGCAGAAGUUUAAGGCAUGCUUCGCCACCUGCGGCCCGCCGCCAGGGCUCAUACAUAAGAUUGGGCGCGUUUCGACCAAAGACUCGUCCCAGAACAUGGCAAUAUACCACGGCGGCAGGCUAGUGUACAGAGCAAGCCGCACUGAGCUACAGCAACUCUGGUCAAAUACAUCUUACUGGAUGCAACGCAUACGAGACAAUCCAUCUUGCGCCGAUUCGGAAUACGAAGGCAUCCAGAACGAUGACGACCCGGGCUUGUCGUAUAACCUUGGCUUCAGUCCCAAAGAGAACAUCAGUACUUACAAAGCCUCCGCGUUGUCCCUGAUCCGACCAUCUGCUCGACCUCGUGUCGCCAUUCUCAGAGAUCAAGGCACUAAUGGUCACGCCGAAAUGGCCUUCGCAUUCGACGCCGCCGGCUUCACCGCCAUUGACGUUCACAUGUCCGAUCUGCUUACUCCACAGUCCAACCGCGCCCAUCUCGGCCCUCAAGUUGACCUUUCGAGCUUCUCCGGUCUCGCCCUCUGCGGCGGCUUCAGCUUCGGUGACUGCUUAGGCGCCGGCCAGGGCUGGGCCAAGUCCAUCCUCUUCCAUCCCACCACUCGAGCAAAGUUCGAGGCCUUCUUCAAGCGUCCUGACACGUUCACACUUGGUGUCUGCAACGGUUGCCAGGUGCUCAGCAAGCUCAAGGAGUUGAUUCCUGGAGCAGAGAAAUGGCCAAGCUUCGAGAGAAACGAGUCGGAGCAGUACGAGGCGCGGUUCGCCAUGGUCAAGAUCACUGAUCCGCCUACAUCUGCCAACAUGAGACCCAGUGUUUUCUUUCACGGUAUGAGCGGCUCCUCGUUCCCGAUCCCAGUCGCACAUGGAGAAGGACGAGCUAGCUUCACGAAGUCGCCUUCGCUGCCUACUGAGAAGAAACAAUAUGAUGCAACCCAAGCUGCUGCAUUGGGCGCAGAACACCUUGCUCCUAUCCGAUAUGUGGACAACAAGAGUCUGCAGCCAACCACUGUCUAUCCGUUCAAUCCCAACGGUAGUCCAGAGGGCAUAGCCGCUGUGCGCAGCUUGAUGGCCGUGUUCUGGCCAUGA